This is a messenger RNA of Gilbertella persicaria, 524 nucleotides long. RefSeq lists its product as uncharacterized. The annotation marks the transcript as partial. The transcript is spliced from 2 exons. Lineage: Eukaryota; Fungi; Mucoromycota; Mucoromycetes; Mucorales; Choanephoraceae. The record is from RefSeq and is a predicted model, not a curated record.
UCAUGACAGACAAAAGUAAACUAGAAGCGAAUGAAAAGAUUCAAACACAAAUUGAUGCUUCGAUUGGUAUUGCACGAUCCCUUAUUCAAUCUUGGUUACCACCACCUCAACUUGGAGAAAAGUUAGAAGAAGAUCAAGAUGAUCUGGACACAAUGGACAAAUAUGCUACAGGAAGACCUGAUAGGCUGGGUCUUGGGGCUAAAUUCCUUUCUCAUAAAGAUGCGAUGCGACAUAACCAAGAUGGAUCAUUACCUUCGAAACAAGAAAUACAGUUGAAAAACAAGAUUUUAAAUCAAAACAAAAGAGCUGAACGUGAUCCUGUUGGAAAACGAUCGCAUGCUUCAGACUCAGAAGAUGAAGAAGAAUCAAGAACAAAGCAACAACAACCAAAAAAGAAAUCAGCACCCGUCAAUAACAAAAAGAAAAAGAUUGGUCAACAAGGUGAUUUCCUGUCCAUGUAUUUAUCUGAGCGACAACAGAAAAAGAAAUCUAAAAAAUAAACACUUUAUACCCUUUUUCUUUCU